Messenger RNA from Guillardia theta CCMP2712, 648 nucleotides. RefSeq lists its product as hypothetical. The record is from RefSeq and is a predicted model, not a curated record. NCBI's taxonomy places the organism in Eukaryota, Cryptophyceae, Pyrenomonadales, Geminigeraceae. The transcript is spliced from 4 exons. The coding region runs from base 1 to 648 and encodes 215 amino acids.
AUGUCCUCUCGUGGUAGAACUCAACCAAAAGAAAAGCACAAGGUAGAGGAGCGGGAGCGAGGGUUCGAAGUUCGUUCUGCGCCAGCUCCUCUGCCUCGUUACGAUGCUCUCCGCGACACAAACUUGCGGCAAUACUUCGAAUCCAAGACAGUGCAGAAGUACUUGCAGAAGAUGGGAUGGGUAGACAAGGAGGGAAAGAUUGUCGAUCUUGACAAAUUCCGGGGAAAACUUAACAUAAUCGAACAAGAGUUCAAGUAUGCAGAGAAAACUGAGUUCUGGCGGCUGAAGGAGGAGGAGGAGAUGCGUCGAACUCACCAGGCGAGGAGGGAGCGAGCGCUAGAGGAGGCGAAGAAGUUGGAGAGAGCCAACAGAAUCCGAGAGGAGAACAGGAUACGACGAGGAAUAAUCUCCGCUGUCAAGAACCAAUCUUCGCACGAGCUCAAGAAGCUGACCCACGACAUCGGGAAGACCAAGGUUGUUGAGAGCGGCAAGGACGAGCAGGAGAAGGAGGGAAGGAGGGAGCAGGAGCAGGAGAAGGAGAAGGAGGGAUAUGACGAGGACUUCUCGCCAGAGGAAGACGUCCACGAGGACACGGAGGAGGCAGACGAGGCUGGCGGAUUCUUUGUUACUCAGCAUCCGGGUGACUGA